This is a messenger RNA of Doryrhamphus excisus (bluestripe pipefish), 2132 nucleotides long. RefSeq names its product ubiquitin-conjugating enzyme E2 variant 2-like. NCBI's taxonomy places the organism in Eukaryota, Metazoa, Chordata, Actinopteri, Syngnathiformes, Syngnathidae. The record is from RefSeq and is a predicted model, not a curated record.
CUGGCUCCUGAACCAUUGUUUCCCGACAGCUGGACUGGGGGGAGCCUUUUUGUUGCGGCGGACGCGCGCGCUCCCCUGCGUCAACGUUGUACGUGCGCGUUUCCGAGAAGCUGUGACCAAGAUGGCGUCCGUCCCCGGAACAACUAUAGUUCCCCGCAAUUUCCGGCUGCUGGAGGAACUGGAAGAAGGUCAGAAAGGAGUCGGAGAUGGCACAGUUAGUUGGGGCCUUACCAACGAUGAUGACAUGACCCUCACUCACUGGAAUGCCACCAUUAUUGGCCCCCCCAAGACAAUGUACGAAGGCAGAAUAUACACUCUGAAAAUUGAAUGCGGACCCAAAUAUCCUGAGUAUGCACCUCAAGUACGCUUUCUGACCAAGAUCAACAUGGUGGGAGUACAUACAUCAAAUGGUCUGGUGGACAUGAAGGCUUUGACCAGCUUGAGCAAGUGGAAGAACUAUCACACCAUACGCAUGGUGCUGCAGGAGCUCAGACAGCAUAUGAUGUUGAGAGAAAACGUCAAGCUUUCCCAGCCACCUGAAGGCCUAAUGUACAACUGAUGCACCUGCCUUCUACCGUCCCCUCCUCUUCAUCUACACACACACACAACACACACACAACACACACACACACACACAAACACCUCAGAGCCCACAUACUCAACACUGGCUAAACCACUUUGGCUCCACAAGUGUCAUUUUAUCCAUCUGAAACAUCCCAUUGGACAGCGAGAGGAAUGUACAAGCUACUUCCUCACCCAGUUCCCCAUUCUGAUCCUUGGAGCAGGUGUGACCUUUCAAUCAAAAAAAAAACAACAUACUGUGCAUUUUUAGCCUCUUUUGUGUUACACUUCAAGAUUGUAAAGUAACCAUGUGCAUACUGAUUGUGUGGUGGAAGAGUAAAUCCUCCAAAAUCUGUCGGUACUGUGGUGAGGGAUUGAAAUCAAAUCCCUGAAAGUGUAAUGGAUGUUCAUUUUCAGACCAUUCCAAGAUUUGGGUUUUUUUUUUUAACAACUACACACUUUUACUGUAUGUCUGAACUCCAUUCUCAAAUAAUACGUCACUUGGUCUCAGAGGUUAUUUUAGUCUCCCCAAUUAGUUCCCCAAUUCCUGCAAUCCCAAAGAUGUGAAUGUGUCAGGCUUUCCUGACAAAAGGAGCAAGGCUGAUACAUGGGGAGGAAAGCUAUGAGGGGGGGCAUUCAGCAAUGUAUGUACAGUCGUCCCUUGGUUAUCAUGGUUAAUUGGUUUCAGGCACGACCGUGAUAAGUGAAUCGGGAUUCAAUAUUAACAAAUGGAAGAAUGGAACAAAACCCGUUUGUGACUUUCUAACCAUUAUUAGAGCCCUUUAGACAUGAAAUAACACCCCUAUAGUCACAUUUACACUACUAUUUUUGUUUGUUUACAGCACAUUGCUCAACUGUAAUAGGCAGGCUAUGGGAUCACUGCAUCGACACAGGAGAGAGCCAUUGUUUUAAACAUAGCGUGCUAACUCAUUAGCUUCCAAUUUAUUUAUUCUAAACUUAAAGAAUAAGAAUUGUUCUAAUUAAUUUUGUCAGACAUGCCUACAUGCAUUAAGGUAAUGUAAGGUCACAGGUCAUCAGUAUAAUAGUAAUGAUGCUUAAUUACCAGCAUAUGUCGUAUAAAUUGUCAAUAUUUUUUGACUAAUAAUAUUCCACAAAAUAGCGGUCAUUUAUUAAUUUGUUUCCAAAACAUGCCGGAGUGAGGGACGACUGUAUCACAAAAAGCACUGCAGGCUCAUCACUCAACAUUGGAAGAUGUAUAAGUGUGGUUUGGUUGGUAGCGCUAUGUGAUGGAGAUAAAUUUGGACAGGGUUGGGUGGAGACAUCACUCUGCAGAGAACAAGUGUGUACUUGGCACUUUUCUGGAUUGCCACAUUGCCAGGGCCCGUGCUGACUUAUAUUUCUUUUCUGGUCUUUUCCGGGGGGGUUCUUGUUUGGGUUUCUUUAGUUUUCGGGCUGAGCUGCGUGUAUUCCCUGAAGUAGUUUCUCAUGUAGUGAGUGCCCACUGAGCAAUGUAUGGCUUUGGAUGUUUAUUUUAUAACAGGAGAGUUCAAUCAGGGUGACGGGGGACCUGUUGCAUGGUUUUGUUUGAAUUAAAUGUUAUUACUUUUGCA